Messenger RNA from Oppiella nova, 795 nucleotides. Lineage: Eukaryota; Metazoa; Arthropoda; Arachnida; Sarcoptiformes; Oppiidae. The record is from the annotation of a GenBank genome assembly.
AUGGUUAAAAUAUUUGGCAUUCAAUUCGCUCCCAUUCUGAUCCCUAUUGAGAGACGAUUGCAAACUCUCGCAGUUCUCUAUUAUAGCAGUUCCUUCUUAUUCAUUGGAUCUGGAUCACUCAUUAUUUUACUCAUUCUGUUGUUUACUAAAUACUAUUAUGUCACUCUUUUAUAUAUGUUAUGGCUUAUCAUUGACCGAAAUGUGUGUAAUCAAGGAGGACGAAUUAAUUAUUGGGUCCGAAAGUGGGCUCUUUGGAGACAUUACGCCAAUUAUUUCCCACUCAAGUUAAUUAAAACAGCAGAUAUAGACCCGAAUAAGAACUACAUCUUCGGGUGUCAUCCCCACGGAAUCCUUUGUUUCUCAUAUUUCGGUAAUUUUGCGACCGAAGGCACCGGCUUUUCACAGACUUUCAAAGGAAUUACUCCACACUUACUAACACUUGAGGGACAGUUUUGGCUCCCAUUGAAUAGAGAAAUAAAUGAAGGUAAAGGACACGCUUUGGUUCUAAUGGUUGGCGGAGCUGUUGAGGCUUUAGAUGCCGUUCCCAACACUUUGAAACUAACUUUAAACAAACGAAAAGGCCGAGGAGUGUUUCAGUAUAACAUGGGAUACCUUCCCUUCCGAAAACCCAUUACAACAGUGGUUGGAAAGCCAAUUGAUGUGAUACAAGUGGAUGAGCCGACUGAUGAGCAGAUCUAUGAUCUUCACGACAAAUACAUCAUAAGCUUACAAGAAUUGUUUGAAGAGAAUAAUCCUAAAUAUGGAAACAAAGACUUAAAACUUGUCAUAAAAUGA